Messenger RNA from Lycium ferocissimum, 1456 nucleotides. RefSeq names its product trihelix transcription factor ENAP2. Lineage: Eukaryota; Viridiplantae; Streptophyta; Magnoliopsida; Solanales; Solanaceae. The transcript has 2 exons. Gene Ontology annotation, cellular component: nucleus. The record is from RefSeq and is a predicted model, not a curated record. Gene Ontology annotation, molecular function: transcription cis-regulatory region binding. Bases 156 to 1199 code for a protein of 347 amino acids.
UUGCAACGUGGGAGAAAUUCAUCUAAACCCCUAAAUGCAUAUCUCCAUCAAAACCGACGCCAUCCUUGUAGAAACCCUAAGGCAGGGAUUUUCUCACUGCAAUUCACCUUAAAUCCUAGCUAAAUUUCACUUUGAUAGUCACCUUUGUCGUAAAUAUGGAUGAUUCUGAUGAUGAAACUGGGUACCCUUCAAGACCCUACACUUCUUCUCUUCGACCAACUCGCCCAAUUCGAAACCCUACUUCUUUUUCUUAUCCAAGAUAUCCCUAUAACAAUCAAUUUCAAUAUUACAACGAUGAUGAUGAAUCCGAUGAAGAUGAAGAAGAAGAAGAAGAAGAAGAAGAAGAAGAAGAAGAAGAAAACCAAGAAGAAUUUAGCAGUGGAGAAACAAAUGGCUAUGAUAAUAAUAAUACUACUUCUUUUCACAACAAAAAGAAGAGAAAGCUUGAAACUUUAGUCUCAAAUUACGAAUUUGCCCCUCGUCAUGGUAUGUGGAGUGAAGAAGAGAGUUAUGUGUUGUUAGAAGUGUGGGGUGAGAGGUAUUUGGAGUUGGGUCGAAGGAGUUUACGUGCUGAAGAUUGGAGUGAAGUUGCUGAGAAAGUAACUGAAAUGAUUGGUGUUGAUAAGACUGAAAUUGAAUGUAGGAAUCAAUUAGAUGUGUUGAAAAAGAAGUACAAGAAGGAGAUAACGAAAAUGGAGAAAAAUGGAGUUGGGGGGUUUUAUAGUAAGUGGCCAUUUUUCAAGAAAAUGGAUAUGUUGAUGAAUUUGAGGAUGAAAGGGCAUUGUGGAUUGGGUUGUGGGCUCGAUUCGGGUGAGUAUGUGUUUAUGGACCCGCGAAUGUAUUUGGAUAAGUCGAACGUGUUGGAUGAGAUGAGGGAUAGUCCAGCAGGAUCGGAUGCUGAGGAUAAUGAUGAGGAUGAGGAAGAGGAGGAGGGUUCGGGUGGUGAUGACGAAUCGGCUAAGUUGUUAGCGGAUUCGAUUCAAAGGUUUGGGCUGAUAUAUGAGAAGAUUGAGAAUAGUAAGAGGAAACAGAUGAUGGAGUUGGAGAAAAUGAGAAGGGAUUUCCAGAGGGACUUGGAGUUGCAGAAAAAGCAGAUUGUUGACAGGGCGCAGGCCGAAAUUGCUAAAAUAAGGGACGACGAUGAAAAUGAUGACGAUCAAGAUGAGGAUGAGACUGACAACAUUUCGCUUAGGGGCUGAUGCGCAGCUUUUUGCAGGAUAAAAGAUUAUAAAUUAGAGCUAAAUCACUGAAGAUUUUGUGAGGAACAUUCCCGUUUGAAGCAUAGGGAGAAGCGAUUUCAAGUUAUUCUGCAAAUAUUUGGAUUUUGCUUUGUACUAAGCAUGUGGAAAAUGUGCCCAAUUUUUCCUAUCAUGUUGAGAUUAUGGGGUUAAUUCAAGUGUUUUACCGGACGGAUAAUGUAAUAAAUUUGCUUUUACUAUUAGCAUAUUCCAAGUUA